This is a messenger RNA of Setaria italica (foxtail millet), 997 nucleotides long. Its product is annotated as peptidyl-prolyl cis-trans isomerase CYP19-4. The coding region runs from base 99 to 761 and encodes 220 amino acids. Gene Ontology annotation, cellular component: intracellular membrane-bounded organelle. Gene Ontology annotation, biological process: protein peptidyl-prolyl isomerization; protein folding. Gene Ontology annotation, molecular function: peptidyl-prolyl cis-trans isomerase activity. The record is from RefSeq and is a predicted model, not a curated record. The transcript has 7 exons. NCBI's taxonomy places the organism in Eukaryota, Viridiplantae, Streptophyta, Magnoliopsida, Poales, Poaceae.
CGUGGACUGCAGUGCAGUGUGUGGCGAACAACCAGAUCUAGUAAAAUCCUGUAGACCUCAUCGGCGGCGGCGACGAGGAGGAGGAGAGCAGAUCGGUGAUGCAGCCGAGCGGGUGGAGGAGGAGCGCGGCGGCGCGGGCGGCCUGGCGCCCCGCUACGGUGUGCCUGUGGCUCGCGCUCGCCGCCGCCGCCCUGACGCUCGCCCAGGUUCUCAUCAACCUCGCGAAGAAGGACCUGACGGAGGUCACCCACAAGGUCUACUUUGAUAUCGAGAUUGACGGCAAGCCCGCAGGUCGGAUUGUCAUGGGACUUUUUGGGAAGACUGUUCCUAAAACAGCAGAGAACUUCCGAGCGCUUUGCACAGGAGAGAAGGGAACUGGCAAGAGUGGCAAACCUCUCCACUACAAGGGAAGCACAUUCCACAGAAUUAUCCCCAGCUUCAUGCUCCAAGGAGGUGACUUCACUCUUGGCGAUGGAAGGGGUGGUGAAUCUAUCUAUGGCAUGAAGUUCGCUGAUGAGAACUUCAAGAUCAAGCACACUGGACCAGGCCUUCUGUCCAUGGCCAAUGCUGGCAGAGAUACAAAUGGAUCCCAGUUUUUCAUCACCACUGUGACCACAAGCUGGUUGGACGGGAAGCAUGUUGUGUUUGGCAAGGUGCUAUCUGGAAUGGAUGUUGUUUACAAGGUUGAAGCUGAAGGCCGGCAGAGCGGGCAACCAAAGAGCAAGGUUAUCAUAGCGGACAGCGGCGAGCUGCCACUGUGAUGAGAUGUACUGAUCUUCUGAUGGAAAAUAAGAGGUUGUCGCCAUUUGUCGUUCUAGAAUUGCUAUAGUGGUCUGUUUUACCGAAAUUGGCCUUUGCCAGUUUCUCUUUACUACAACGACUUGCUUAUUUACCUAGUUGGAAAGUUUUAAAGAUGAACUAGCGAGUGGUCUCACGCUUCAGCAUCAUUUCCAGUCUCGAUCUCUCAGAAGGAAUAAUUUUCAGUGGUUUGCUUCUC